AUGGACAAACAAAAUAGGGUAUACGUGAAGAUUGAUGGAAGCGUCAGUUGCGACCUAAAGCAAUUAGCGAUCGAUCGGUUUUCGAAACCCGAUUCGGACAAGUUCAUAUUUUUGCUGUACAUCCGUGCUGGAGGUCUGGGCAUAAACUUGACCGCGGCCGCUACAGUGAUCAUGUUUGAUUCUGACUGGAAUCCGCAGAAUGAUCUUCAGGCAAAGAACUGUUGCGAGCGUUCUUGA
Molecule: messenger RNA, 237 nt
Organism: Soboliphyme baturini
Lineage: Eukaryota; Metazoa; Nematoda; Enoplea; Dioctophymatida; Soboliphymatidae
Source: the annotation of a GenBank genome assembly